CCGGGGCCCCCGCCGCCCGCCGGGCCCGCAGUAGUAGGAGGGCUGUCGGGCAUCGCCGGCCGGCCGGGCCACCCGCAUCUCCUCUCCGGGACCCGUCGGAUGGGCGGGAGCUGGUCCUGGGCGGCGGCAGCCCGGGGAGCCCGGGGGGCGUAGGGUCGGGGCCCCAGGAGUCCCGGCCGGCCGGCCGGCCCGCGGUUGCGGAGGAGCCCCGGGGGAUGGGCGGCGCCCCAUGGGGCCGGGCCGGCCGACCGCCUGACGCCGGCCCCUCGCCAGCCCGGAGCGGGGCCCCUCGCCCCCCGAAUAGCCACGGGACCCGUCGCCGCGCCCACCAUGUGCCAAACGCCGCGCCGAGCGCCGGGCUGGAGAGCCGGGGAGUGAGGCCGGCCCCACGUGGGGGCCCCCCGCCUUUUGCAGUUUUAGACCUACAACUGCUAGAAUUCUGUGCUCACUGUGACCUCCGUAACUGAAGAGUUAUCAGCAGAGAUUCCCGAAAUGUCCAACAAAACCUGUGAGGAAAGGAUAAAGGAAUUCCACAUUCUUCCUAGACAAAAGAUGAUCAGGGACCGAGGAAUAACAUGGCAUGAAACAUGGCCCAGUUCUACUACAAAAGAAACGUGAACGCACCCUAUCGAGACCGCAUCCCUCUUCGCAUAGUCCGAGCCGAGUCCGAGCUCUCGCCCUCGGAAAAGGCCUACCUGAACGCCGUGGAGAAAGGUGAUUACGCCAGCGUGAAGAAAUCCCUGGAGGAAGCCGAGAUCUAUUUCAAAAUCAAUAUCAAUUGCAUCGACCCCUUGGGACGCACGGCUCUCCUCAUAGCCAUUGAAAACGAGAACCUCGAACUCAUCGAACUGCUCUUAAGCUUCAACGUAUAUGUUGGAGAUGCCCUGUUACAUGCUAUCAGGAAGGAAGUAGUAGGAGCUGUUGAACUGCUCUUAAAUCACAAGAAGCCCAGCGGAGAGAAACAGGUUCCUCCAAUCCUCCUGGAUAAACAGUUCUCGGAAUUCACCCCUGACAUCACCCCCAUCAUCUUGGCGGCCCACACCAAUAACUACGAGAUCAUAAAGCUGCUUGUGCAGAAGGGGGUGUCGGUCCCCAGGCCCCACGAGGUCCGCUGCAACUGCGUGGAGUGCGUGUCCAGCUCGGACGUGGACAGCCUGCGCCACUCACGCUCCCGGCUCAACAUCUACAAGGCCCUGGCCAGCCCGUCGCUCAUCGCCUUGUCCAGCGAGGACCCCUUCCUCACCGCCUUUCAGCUGAGCUGGGAGCUCCAGGAGCUGAGCAAGGUGGAGAACGAGUUCAAGUCGGAAUACGAAGAGCUGUCCCGGCAGUGCAAGCAGUUCGCCAAGGAUCUGCUGGACCAGACCCGCAGCUCCAGGGAGCUGGAGAUCAUCCUCAACUACCGGGAUGACAACAGCCUGAUCGAAGAACAGAGCGGAAACGAUCUCGCCCGGCUGAAGCUGGCGAUUAAGUAUCGGCAGAAAGAGUUCGUGGCCCAGCCGAAUUGCCAGCAGCUGCUCGCCUCCCGCUGGUACGACGAGUUUCCGGGCUGGAGGAGACGGCACUGGGCGGUGAAGAUGUUGACGUGUGUGGUCAUAGGACUCCUUUUUCCCGUCUUCUCCGUCUGCUACCUGAUAGCUCCCAAAAGCCCCCUCGGACUCUUCAUCAAGAAGCCGUUCAUCAAGUUUAUCUGCCACACCGCAUCCUACUUGACUUUUUUGUUUCUACUCUUGCUGGCCUCCCAGCACAUCGACAGGUCAGACCUGAACAUGCAGGGACCGCCGCCCACCAUCGUCGAGUGGAUGAUAUUACCGUGGGUCCUGGGUUUUAUAUGGGGUGAAAUUAAACAGAUGUGGGAUGGCGGACUGCAAGAUUACAUCCACGACUGGUGGAACCUGAUGGAUUUUGUAAUGAACUCCUUAUACUUGGCAACAAUCUCUUUGAAAAUUGUUGCACUUUUAAAGUAUAGUCAGAGGCUCAAACGGGAUGAGUGGGACAUGUGGCACCCCACCCUGGUAGCUGAGGCUUUAUUUGCUAUUGCAAACAUCUUCAGUUCCCUGCGCCUGAUCUCAUUGUUCACUGCAAAUUCUCACCUGGGACCUCUGCAGAUCUCUCUAGGACGAAUGUUACUGGACAUUUUGAAGUUUCUAUUCAUAUACUGUCUCGUGUUGCUAGCUUUUGCCAAUGGCCUCAACCAGUUGUACUUCUAUUAUGAAACAGGUGGCCUAAAUAACUGCAAAGGAAUUCGGUGCGAAAAGCAGAAUAAUGCGUUUUCCACGUUAUUCGAAACACUGCAGUCCCUCUUUUGGUCUAUAUUUGGGCUCAUCAACCUGUACGUGACCAAUGUCAAAGCCCAGCACGAAUUUACCGAGUUCGUCGGCGCUACCAUGUUUGGAACCUAUAACGUCAUCUCGCUGGUUGUUCUGCUCAACAUGCUCAUUGCCAUGAUGAAUAACUCCUACCAGCUGAUUGCUGAUCACGCGGACAUCGAAUGGAAGUUUGCCCGAACCAAGCUGUGGAUGAGUUACUUUGAGGAAGGAGGGACCCUGCCCACUCCCUUCAACGUCAUCCCGAGCCCCAAGUCGCUGUGGUACUUUCUCAGGUGGACGUGGAGGCACCUGUGCAAGAAGAAGAUGAGGCGGAAACCCGAAAGCUUUGGAACCAUAGGGAGGCGAGCGGCUGACAAUUUGAGGAGACAUCACCAAUACCAGGAAGUUAUGAGGAACCUCGUGAAGAGAUAUGUUGCGGCAAUGAUUCGCGAUGCCAAAACUGAAGAAGGCCUGACAGAAGAAAACUUUAAGGAGUUAAAACAAGACAUUUCUAGCUUUCGCUUUGAAGUCCUCGGAUUAUUAAAAGGAAACAAACUGGCAACUCUCCAACCCUCCAAGGUCGUUAAGGAACCUCUGAAUCCCCUGGAUCCUGAUGACAGAAGUGACGGCGGUGGUGGUGGUAAGGCAGCCAAUAAAAAGAAUUUCAGCCUUUUCGACAUAACCAGCCUGAUUCACCCAAGGUCAGCCGCCAUCGCCUCGGAGACACACCCUAUAAGCAACGGAUCGGCCCUGCUGGGUCCCGAGACCGCCAAGGAGAAACAAAAGAAAGUGAACUUCGUAACGGACAUCAAGCACUUCGGGUUGUUUCACAGACGCUCCAAACCCAACUCUGGAGAGGCACAGGCGAAUAAAAUCUACUCUGUUUCCGAAGAAGUCUCCCGCCAACAGGCCGACCAACAAUGUGAGAAAAACACUCAACUGGAAGCAGAAGACUUGGCCGUGAAAUGUGAAUUAAGCCUCGCCGGACUCGCCGAGCGGAGCGUGUCGACGGACGCUAAGCGAGAUAACCCAGAGACGGUGGAUUUACAGGGGGGCGGGACUCCUUGCCUAUUGGAGCCAGAGGAGCUGAUGGUUAAAGCCGCAGAGCCAGACCCAGUUAAGGAGAAUCCGGACCAGGAAGGAGACGGUAACAGAGACGCUGACCUGAAGAUCUCGGAGACAAUCGUUCACGAAGAUUACGUGACAACCAGAUUGUGAUACUUGAAGGCAGGAUACUAUACAAAUAUAUAUAUUUUGCAUAGUGCUUGGGCGGGGUGGGGGUGGAUGUUUAAAAUGAUAUAAGCCCAUGCUGAGUUAUACUUUCUAGCAUUUAACAACUGUGGCUCACCAACCUGUAACAUGAUUAAACGAGGGAAAGGCUAUAGAGGAACCUUGUGUUUUGUAGCCUGCUUUUGCUUUCACAAUUUGUUUGAGAUUUUUUAAUAAACUGAAGCAUCUUGUAUUCUUGUACUGUUGCAAUAACCCACAGAAGAAACUUUUUAGCUAUCUUUUUCAAUUAAAACAAAUGCAAUUUCUCUCAUGAUGGUAGUUCAUUCCUAUGAUAAAUAUUUUUCUAUGCAA
Ornithorhynchus anatinus (platypus) is the source of this 3887-nucleotide messenger RNA. It is a transcript of the gene TRPC4, whose product is annotated as transient receptor potential cation channel subfamily C member 4. Gene Ontology annotation, cellular component: membrane; cation channel complex. The transcript has 12 exons. Lineage: Eukaryota; Metazoa; Chordata; Mammalia; Monotremata; Ornithorhynchidae. Gene Ontology annotation, biological process: regulation of cytosolic calcium ion concentration; calcium ion transmembrane transport; manganese ion transport. Gene Ontology annotation, molecular function: protein binding; store-operated calcium channel activity; inositol 1,4,5 trisphosphate binding. The record is from RefSeq and is a predicted model, not a curated record. Bases 588 to 3524 code for a protein of 978 amino acids.